GUGCAGGGAGAGACUGGAUCACACAGCAACUGGGCUUUAUUCUCAGGACAACAGGGAGAGACUGUUAAGCAGGACACAUUUACUCUGGCUUCAGAUGGCAAUGAGUGUGGGAGAGGAUAGAGACUGGAGCUGACAAUCCAGAUGGCAAGAGUUGGGAAGUGGCACUUGUGAUGAGAAGGGGAUAGGUAGAGGACCUGCUGACUGAAGGGAUGGGAGAGGAAGCAGGAUGGGCAGAGGUGGGGGUGUGGUUGCUAUUGACCCUCUCCCCCUCCCACUUGCCUUUUGCCAUGAACAUAAGCCCCUUAUUACUGCCCCAUGGCUUCCAGCUGGACAGUCCGUCUGAGGAAUCCCUGCUGGGAGUUUAUCUACAACCCUGCUUUCCCCGCCCUGUCCCCAUUCCCUUAGUCCUGAAGAAUGGCCCACCCUUUGUGCCUUGUAGACCCAGCUAGGCUGACUCCCCAUCAUGCAAGGUUGGCUCAAUCUCCCCACAUUCUGUCACUUCCUUCUCCUGUGGGCCUUCACCACCUUCCACAGAGCCCUUGGGGACCCAGCAUCCUACCGGGGCCCCCACUACCUCCUGCCCCCCAUCCACGAGGUCAUUCACUCUCGUCGUGGCGCCACGACCACGCUGCCCUGCAUCCUGGGCACCCUGCCUCCCAGCUACAAGGUGCGCUGGAGCAAAGUGGAGCCAGGGGAGCUCCGGGAAACCUCGAUCCUCAUCACCAACGGACUGCAUGCCCGGAGCUACGGGGCUCUGGAGGGCCGAGCCAGGAUGCGGAGGGGGCAUCGGCUGGACGCCUCCCUGGUCAUUGCGGGCGUGCGCCUGGAGGACGAGGGCCGGUACCGCUGUGAGCUCAUCAACGGCAUCGAGGACGAGAGCGUGGCGCUGACCCUGCGCCUGGAGGGUGUGGUGUUUCCGUACCAGCCCAGCCGGGGCAGGUACCAGUUCAAUUACUACGAGGCGAAGCAGGCGUGCGAGGAGCAGGGCGGACGCCUGGCCACCUACGCGCAGCUGUACCAGGCAUGGACCGAGGGGCUGGACUGGUGCAACGCGGGCUGGCUGCUCGAGGGAUCCGUGCACUACCCUGUGCUUACCGCGCGUGCUCCGUGCGGCGGCCACGGUCGGCCGGGGAUCCGCAGCUACGGGCCCCGCGACCGGAAGCGCGACCGCUACGACGCCUUCUGUUUCACCUCCACGCAGGCAGGCCACGUGUUCUUCGUGCCGGGGCGGCUGACCCUGUCCGAAGCCCAGGCGGCGUGCCGGCGGCGCGGGGCCGUGGUGGCGAAGGUCGGGCACCUGUACGCGGCCUGGAAGUUCUCGGGGCUGGACCAAUGCGACGGCGGGUGGCUGGCGGACGGCAGCGUGCGCUUCCCCAUCACCACGCCGCGGCCGCGCUGCGGGGGCCUCCCUGAUCCCGGCGUGCGCAGCUUCGGCUUCCCGCAGCCCCAGCGGGCCAGCUACGGGACCUACUGCUACUCCGAGUAGGGCCACCGCGCCCCUUCCGCACGCGGACAGCGCCUGGGAGUCGUGGGGGGUCUCUUGCUGCCCUUUCCCUCGAGCCUCUCCUCCCGCCAGAUGAAGAGCAGCCCCUCCCGACCCGCCUCCCCGGGCCUCCUGGCGGGGCGGGGCGGGUGUCGGGAGGGGAGGGGGUGGCGCCCCGGUGACGGUGAUGGUGACGGGGUGUAGCUACGACCCCGGACCUGCGGAUCAAGGCCCCGUGGCGGUUCGCGUGCCCCCAGCACACAACUCAGCCACUGCUAGGGGGUGGGAGGGCGCCCAGGGGACAUGAACUGACCUCUGUAUACAGCAGUAAAAUAACGGGAAGUUUUUGUGUUGGACGAAGCUGUAGGCGCAGCGAGGAGUCGAGGGUGAAGGGGAUGAGCUCGAUAAAGCGUGCUGACUGCGCUCUUGAAGGGCUGCUGCCGCUUCGGGGUGAGCCUAGGGGAGGGUGGCGAGGAGAGCACCGAAAGGCGAGGGAGAGCUGCAGGCACCGAGCCCGGUACAGACGCGGAGAACCCAGGGUGUUCGCCGAGCACCACCAGGGGGCGCCACAAACUCACCUAAGAUUACUUCAAAUCCGCCUGAAGCGCUCCAACCCCUAGUCCUACACCCCACCACCGAACAAAUAAAAAGACCUAAAAAUAUUUCUAAA
This is a messenger RNA of Myotis lucifugus (little brown bat), 2153 nucleotides long. It is a transcript of the gene HAPLN2, whose product is annotated as hyaluronan and proteoglycan link protein 2. Gene Ontology annotation, molecular function: hyaluronic acid binding. NCBI's taxonomy places the organism in Eukaryota, Metazoa, Chordata, Mammalia, Chiroptera, Vespertilionidae. The record is from RefSeq and is a predicted model, not a curated record. Gene Ontology annotation, biological process: cell adhesion. Bases 464 to 1486 code for a protein of 340 amino acids. The transcript is spliced from 5 exons.